CAUUUCUGAUUCUCCUCUCUCUUUAGGUGAGAGAAACUGAGAUUAUGGACCCACAACUGAACAUAGAGGAAUUUGCAUCUGGUGACUUGCCAGAUGAUGAAGAUGCAAGGUCGGAUUUAACAAUUGAUUAUGACGGUUAUGAGGUUUCAGGUUCAGGAGAUGAAGAAGGCUAUACGGAUAUGGAGGAUACAUUGUCUUCUGCCACCAAUAGUUCUGUGGUUUCCAUGGACAACUAUAUUCCUGACUUCAAAAAAGAUACCAAGGAUGAAAGUGAACCAGCUGUGAUAGACAAUGAGAUUAUUGUUCCUAAAAAAACACUUCCUGAAGGAGAAGACCUGUCCAACAAGAUCUCAAUGGCCAGCACAGCCACUGGGAGCAUCUUUGAGAGAACAGAAGUGCUUGCAGCUCUUAUUGCAGGUGGAGCAGUUGGCCUCUUGUUCGCUGUCUUCCUGAUCCUCCUCCUCAUCUACCGCAUGAAGAAGAAGGAUGAGGGUAGUUAUGACCUUGGCAAGAAGCCCAUCUACAAGAAAGCUCCCACAAAUGAAUUCUACGCCUAAGGCUCGCCACUGUUUUAUAUACCAACUUGGGAGGCAGAAAUAGACUUUGUAAAAAAAAAUUAAAAAAAAAAAAAGCAUUUGGACCAUGGACAAAAGGCUCUGAAACAAAUACUCUUUUGGAUCUAAUGUCAAACUGUUGUUUUUUUUUAAAAAAACCCUCCUUUCUGACCCUUCCCACUAACUAGUAAGGAUAUAAAAUAAAUAAAAAAAGCAGAAUCCUAGGAUGGGGAAGGGAAACCCACGUGGAGUAGUAUGUGCUUUAAUAUGCAAAGGAAAUUUGCUGAGUUUUAUAUUUGGGUGAAGGGGGUUGUGUAUGAAACUCUUGCAUUUGGUUGCAGUUCUUCAGCUUACCUUGUUUUACAGAAGGUGUCAAGAGGGCUGCCCCAUAGCCAGCUUAGGGAUCACAAAAAAUGUGACCAGCCACUGUCAUUUUUUUUCUUAAAUAAAGAACUUAUUUAUGAAAGUUCCUACACUACGUACACCGUAAAUUAGCCUGGGUCACGAGCAAAUUGUUUAGUAACUCUGCCUGUUUGGGUCUUGCUGAGAAAAGUGGCUGUAUGUAAAGAAGCGUUUUCUUCUUUGGAGAGAAGGAACUCAGUCACCUACAAAAGCAAAUUAUUAGAGGAAUAUCAUGUCUUCCAUUUUGUAAUAGGGUACUUUUAGUGAAGAGGAUUUCACUAAAAAUGUCAAUAGCCUGCCUAUACAAACUCAUAAAAAUACUGCUUAAUAAUAAAACUUUUUAUAGUCAUUCAUAAAGAUUUCACUUGUAAUUCGUCCCUUCCUAUUGCCGGUCAUCGGUCUAUCAAGGUAGCACUUCAGAUCAAUGAUUGUACAACCUGGGAAUGUUUCAGCUUUCUACAUUCAUAUCAUAGGUGAUACUAAACAAGUGAGAAGAAAAUAUUUAUGUAUUUUUUCCAAAAUAAAAGCAAAGAUGUGUUUGUUUUUAAUAGAACUAUUUAUAGUUUCCAAGAUGGCUGCUCUGUUUUGGGUAACUUCUUUUUUUAUAUGUAAAACACUAAUAUAAUGAAGCUCCUAAUGAUUGUGAAAACUAUUUAAGCUUUAUUCUGUGUAUGAUAUAUCCUAGAUGCAAUAAUCUCUGCUUAGAAUUAAUAUCUGUGUGGAAAAUUGGUUUUCUUUGAAAUAAGUGUAAUGGGAGGGGAAGGUUUUUUAGCUUUGUAAUAUAUUAUUGUUACUAUAGAGCUAUAUUUUUUCAGUAAAGUGCACAGUUUUUAUAAAAAUACCAGAAGGAGUUUAUGCAGUCUUUCUGCAUGGGUGAUGAGGUUACUUUCUCUGAUUUGUGGAGAUUUGUUUUGUUUUUAAUACCAUCCUAUUCUGAGUGGAGUAACAACUUCACAGAGCCACGAAUGGCAACUGAGUAUUUCAGUUAGAUGAACUGAGAUCUCGUUUUUGCCCUUGGCUUCACUGCUUGGUCAGUUGGUAACUGGGUAUGAUUCCUUGCUUUGGGGGUGGUGGGGCUGAUUUACAAAGAUAACUCAGCUAACACACAACACAGUCUGGAAGCACAUGGUGCGAAUACUUCCUUCUCUUGGCAACUUGGUCCUUUCAUGAAAACAACCAAGACAUUAUAAUGCUAGAGCAAGCUUUUGUUCCAUUUUAGAACCUUGGCGGAUGCUCUUGGCUUUCAGAGUUCUGAAUGGGCAUAUAGCUAUUUCUCCUCUAAGGAAUCAAGAUGCUGAUUAUACUUGAUGAAAAAUGUCUUGGGGAGAUUUGUGAUCCAUCCAUAGCGAGCCAGGACGGAGAGAAGAUUUUGAACAGUCUGCCUCUUCUCUACCAGAUUGGAGUGAAGUGUGAAAUUGCUGCAGUUGAGCUGGGUUUCAGGUAGAGGAUGUAGCUUGGUAAAGAUGCUAGUACUACAACUUUAUACAUCCUAUGCAAUCAGUUGAAGGAUCAUGCAAACUGCUGCUUCAGGACAAUGACAUAUGAGAUCAUGCUGUAUAUUUUUAUCUAAGUUGUUUACCUGGAAAACCCAUGUCAAUUCAAAAAUUCUUUUAAGGACUUCAGUGGAUUUUGGUGGGAUCAGAUUGUAUCAAUUGUGUGUGUGUGUGUGUGUGUGUGUGUUUUUGUAGACAGUUGCUUGUACAGCAGGAGCUGUGAAUCUUAUGUUUAACUUACUUAGCAGGAGCCAAAGGGAAACAGCCUGAGUCAUAUAAGUCCUGACAUAAUCUUGAUCUUUUCCUAAUUUUGCAUCCUUUCAGUUGCACCUUUUAAAAUCCUGACAUGAUCUUAUGCUUCCAUUCGUAGACCUCAUGUUACCAGAACUGGCCUGGGCAAGGUUCUGUACCAGGGUUUAUCCAUAGUUGCAUAAGAAUUGUUCUCUCUUUUCUGCUCUUGGCAGUACAUUCAUGCUAUGAUUUUUAUCAUGGCCUUAUGGGACCGCUAAGAUGAACAUAUGGGUAAAGUUAAGAUUAUGCCAAGGGUUUUGUUUCAGCAAUAACUUCUUUUUUUUUUUUAACUGAGUCAGCUUCGGGAACUACUUUUUGGGGUAGGAGGUGAGGUAGAGUAUAUAAACACUUUUUCAAUUAGUAUUGCUUGAAAAAUAGGGGUCCCAUGUCUGCCUUUGGUUGCUUGAAUAUUUCUUGUAUAUUUACUUUUGCUUUGCUGUCACUGAUUUGAUAAAAUAAACUGGUACUUUAUAAAAUUCU
Python bivittatus (Burmese python) is the source of this 3220-nucleotide messenger RNA. Lineage: Eukaryota; Metazoa; Chordata; Lepidosauria; Squamata; Pythonidae. The record is from RefSeq and is a predicted model, not a curated record.